AUGUCGUUUAUUGCUCGUUUCUUUGGGAGGAGAGCACCCGGUGACGACGAGCAAAUCCUAGAGAAACUUGUGCUCGACAUCCAGAAGCGGGAAACACGUCUGUCCGAGAUCCGUCUGCGGGAACGACGCUCGACGCUCCUGUUUUCAAUAUACGCCAUAGCGCUUUGGGCGGCGUAUGGCAGCCUGUGGUUGUGGUACACCGACCUCCUGCCGAACCUCAGCGGGCACCACAGGAACAGCAAGUUUGAGAAGGCUGUGAAGGCGUUUCCAGUAUUCGUGGGCCCCAUCGUAAUAUUAUUCGUGCGCCGUAUUGUGCAGAUAUGGUACACCCGUACGGGAGAUACUGAAGAGAAGGCCCUGGUGGCGCUGCGUAAACGGCGACGGGACAAGAUUGAAGAGAUCAAGAAGAAGACGAACUACUACAGUACACGGAACCUCAUCGAACGUUACGAUGAUGGCUCCGCAUCUGGAGUGUCGGGUAGCCCCCAAACCAUGCGGCGACGCAUACCUUCGCAGGCGCCUCCCGUUACGCCUCAGCGUCCACAGCAGCACUUGAAUGUUCAGACCCCAAUGCCACCGCCAGCGUCCCCAAAUUCGCAACAAUACCUUUCGCCAUCCCCGCAGCGUCCAUUGCCUCCACCGCGCAAGCAGUGGUAUGAUAAGCUCGCGGACGCGAUUUUGGGCGACGACGGGGAGACAGCGACUGGAGCUGCUUCGCGCUAUGCUUUGAUAUGCCAUAAGUGCUUCGCGCACAACGGCCUCGUAAAGGAGAGCGUGUGGGAGGACACACAAUACGUCUGCCCGAAGUGCGGCCACUUUAACCCUUCUGCGCGAGCGGUGAGGCAAGCACGGGGAGGCUCCAAGAGUCCGCCGAAAACCCCAACACCGCUUCCGCAGCCUGACCUGUUGCAUCCGUUCGCCUCCCCGGUUGGGCGCUCCGUGAAUGCGAAUGGCGCCGUCGAAAAUCAUGUGGAGGGCAAGCCUGGGGAUGAGGACGGGCCAGUGGAGGGAGCGAGCACGCACAUGGACGUGGAUUCGUAG
Messenger RNA from Sparassis crispa, 1041 nucleotides. RefSeq lists its product as hypothetical. Lineage: Eukaryota; Fungi; Basidiomycota; Agaricomycetes; Polyporales; Sparassidaceae. Gene Ontology annotation, biological process: endoplasmic reticulum tubular network organization. Bases 1 to 1041 code for a protein of 346 amino acids. Gene Ontology annotation, cellular component: endoplasmic reticulum tubular network. The record is from RefSeq and is a predicted model, not a curated record. The transcript has 6 exons.